This is a messenger RNA of Tyto alba (common barn owl), 7155 nucleotides long. It is a transcript of the gene NFATC3, whose product is annotated as nuclear factor of activated T cells 3. Gene Ontology annotation, biological process: cytokine production; calcineurin-NFAT signaling cascade; regulation of transcription by RNA polymerase II. Gene Ontology annotation, molecular function: RNA polymerase II cis-regulatory region sequence-specific DNA binding; transcription factor binding; DNA-binding transcription factor activity, RNA polymerase II-specific. The transcript has 12 exons. Gene Ontology annotation, cellular component: transcription regulator complex. Bases 284 to 3745 code for a protein of 1153 amino acids. The record is from RefSeq and is a predicted model, not a curated record. Lineage: Eukaryota; Metazoa; Chordata; Aves; Strigiformes; Tytonidae.
GGUGGGGCGGGGCCGGCCGGCGGGCGCGCGGGGCGGGGGCGGGGCCCGUAGUAGGCGCCCCCGCCCCUGAGUGACAGAAGGCGCCCGGACACGGGAGCUCGCGCUGGGGCCAAAGGCACCGCUCGCGCCACCGCCUCCCCGCGCGCUCCCGCCCCCCUCCGGCGCCAUCCGGUGUUAUGAGGCGGCCCUGAGGGGCGGCGGCGGCGGCCAGCGCAGCCCGGCGGGGAGCCCGGCGCGGCCCGGCAGGGCGACGGGGUCUCGCUUCGCUUCGUCGGCCAAACCCAUGACUACGGCAAACUGCGGCGCCACCGACGAGUUCGACUUCAGGCUGAUCUUCGGGGAGGACGGGCAGCCCGGCCCCGGGCCGCCGCUGGGGCCUGCAGAUCUUGAGUCAGAUGACUGUGCGUCUAUAUACAUCUUUAAUGUAGACCAACCAUCAUCCUCUGUAAAUCAGCCAAUUUGUAUUCCUCGCCAUGGAUUGCAGUCUCACUCUCCUCUGUCACCACCUGCAAGGCUUCAGAGUCAUAAGAGCUAUGAAGGAACUUGUGAAGUACCGGAAUCCAAAUACAGUCCACUAGGUGGACCCAAACCCUUUGAGUGCCCUAGUAUUCAAAUUACAUCUAUUUCACCUAACUGUCAUCAAGGAAUUGAAGCCAAUGAAGAUGAAUUGCACACAAAUGGCACAGAAAAUGAGUAUAUGGAAAGGCCUUCACGGGACCAUCUCUAUCUUCCUCUUGAGCCAUCAUAUAGGGAAUCAUCCCUUAGUCCAAGCCCUGCCAGCAGCAUUUCGUCCAGAAGUUGGUUUUCAGAUGCUUCCUCAUGUGAAUCCAUUUCCCAUGUUUAUGAUGAUGUCGACUCAGAGCUAAAUGAAGCAGCUGCUCGAUUUACCCUUGGCUCUCCUUUGGCAUCUCCUGGUGGUUCUCCGAGAGGUCCCAGUGAUGAAUCUUGGCAGCAGCCUUAUGGAUUUGGGCAUGCCUUGUCACCUAGACAGUCUCCCUGUCAUUCUCCUAGAACUAGUAUUACAGAUGAAAAUUGGCUAAGCCCUAGACCAACAUCAAGGCCCUCAUCAAGACCUACAUCCCCCUGUGGGAAACGACGACACUCCAGUGCUGAGAUUUGCUAUGCUGGUUCUCUUUCUCCUCACCAUUCUCCAACUCCAUCACCUGGCCAUUCUCCCAGAGGAAGCAUAACAGAAGACACAUGGCUAAACACUUCCAUCCAUAACGUACAAGGCCUUAAUUCUGGCCUUUCACCAUUUCAGUGUUGUACAGAGACUGAUAUUCCUCUAAAAACAAGAAAGACCUCAGAGGAUCAGACUGCCACUUUAUCUGGAAAAAUAGAUAUCUGUCCUGAAGAACAGGGUAACUUAUCAUCAUCACUUGAAACUGCAGUAGAGGACUGCUCUGGAUCUCAGCACACAUUGAAAAAAGAUUUGCCCGGAGACCAAUUUCUUUCUGUUCCUUCGCACUUUACUUGGAACAAACCAAAGCCUGGUCACACUCCUAUAUUUCGCACAUCUUCAUUGCCACCUCUUGACUGGCCUUUACCAAGUCAUUACGGGCAGUGUGAACUGAAAAUAGAAGUCCAGCCUAAAACUCAUCACAGAGCUCACUAUGAAACAGAAGGAAGCAGAGGAGCUGUAAAAGCAUCUACUGGAGGACACCCUGUAGUGAAGCUUCAGGGUUACAGCGAGAAGCCAGUGAACCUCCAAAUGUUCAUUGGAACAGCAGAUGAUCGCUACUUAAGGCCUCAUGCGUUCUACCAGGUGCACCGAAUCACUGGAAAAACAGUCGCGACAGCUAGUCAAGAGAUAAUAAUUGCCAGCACAAAAGUUUUGGAAAUACCACUUCUUCCUGAAAAUAAUAUGUCAGCCAGUAUCGAUUGUGCUGGUAUUUUGAAACUUCGCAAUUCAGAUAUAGAGCUCCGUAAAGGAGAGACAGAUAUUGGAAGGAAGAAUACCAGAGUACGGCUUGUGUUUCGUGUUCACAUCCCACAGCCUAGUGGAAAAGUCUUAUCUCUGCAGACUGCUUCCAUACCUGUUGAAUGCUCUCAGCGAUCUGCUCAAGAACUUCCUCAGAUUGAGAAAUACAGCAUCAAUAGCUGCUCAGUAAAUGGAGGCCAUGAAAUGGUGGUGACAGGAUCCAAUUUUCUUCCAGAAUCCAAAAUCAUAUUUUUUGAAAAAGGACAAGAUGGACGACCUCAGUGGGAGGUAGAAGGGAAAAUAAUUAGGGAAAAAUGUCAAGGGGCAAACAUCAUACUUGAAGUUCCUCCAUACCAUAACAAAACCAUUACAGCUGCAGUUCAGGUGCAGUUUUAUCUCUGCAAUGGCAAGAGGAAAAAAAGCCAGUCUCAACGUUUCACUUACACACCAGUUCUAAUGAAGCAAGAGCACAGAGAUGAGGUGGAGUUGUCUACUGUUCCAUCCCUGGCCCUGCCACACCCCAGCAAUGUCCAGGGCCUGCAUUCCAUCCGAACUCAAUUGCCUUCACCAGAGCAAGGGCAUCCCCAUGACAAUUUACUGUCUACAUCACCCAGGAGCCUUGUGUGUCCAGUUCAGCCACCAUACCCAGCGAUGGUGACCCCAGCAGUAUCCCACCUGCCACAUAUGCAAGGUAGAAACCUUAGUCCAAGUGAAGAGUGUCAUGUUUUGCCUCCUGCUGUGGUUCAGUCUUUUCAGGUAACAUCAGCACCUCCGGUGAGGCCGCCUUACCAGCCUAUGCAGUCUAACGAUGUAUACAAUGGACAGUCUGGUCUUCCGAUGAACUCUGCCUCCAGCCAAGGAUUUGAUACUAUUUCCUUUCAGCAAGACACAGCUGUACCUCAUUUGAUAAAUCUCAGCUGCCAAGCUCUACCACCAAUGCAGUUUCAUGCUUCAAAUCCAGGUUCUGUGUCAACAUCAAGUACAGCAGGGCACCCGCUAGCACACCCAGCUCAUUCGGGACAGUCGUCCUCUCAUCUCCCGUCGCUGGGUUACCACUGCCCAAGCGCUGGGCAGGGCUCCAUCCCUCCUGCAAUGAGUCGGUCCCUUGGGCAGUCUUCUCCCCAGCUGCAGCAAGUCCCAUACCAUCCUACAAAUCCAGCAUCUGCUUCGUCCCCAUCCCCAACAGCUUCCCACCCUCUGGUCCAUUCACCAUUGUCUGGACCUUCUUCACCCCAGCUCCAGCCUCUGCCUUACCAGUCUCCCAGCUCAGGACCUGCCUCAUCUCCCCCGCCAACCACCGUAAGUCACUCGGGACAGCACUCCCCUCAAGCACACAGCCCAGCACUGGGAGGGCUUAAUGCAGCAUCAUCCCUAGCGCACCAUCCCGUAUGCGAUUCAUCUCCAUUUUCACCAGAUGGGGCAGCUAUUAACAUUAAACCCGAACCUGAAGAUCGAGAAUUGAAUUUUCAAACAAUAGGACUACAAGACAUCACACUAGAUGAUGGUCUUUGCACCAGGCAAUCUGCACAAGCUGGUAAACGUUUGGACUGGAACCACAUGAAAGCAGCUUCUUGGUCUUUAUUUGCCCCCUCCCCUGACAGUUUUAUCUCUGACCUGGAAUACCAGCCAUCAGGUUCAACAGAGAAAUGGACUCAACAUUCAGCACUCAUGUCCAACUCCUAUGUGGAAAAUCUAGAGGUGAAUGAGAUCAUAGGAAGAGAUAUGUCACAGAUCUCAGUGUCACAUGGAACAACAGUGGCCAGCCAGUCUGCACGUACAUGUCCUGGAUCUCUGGAGACAAGAAUAUCUGAUGGAAUCCAGUAACGGAUAAGCUUACAACUAAACGUCCAUGAAAACUUAACAGUUUCUCUGAAUAUUUCUUCGUCCUCUUCCUCUUUAGACUUACUGUGCUUCCAACUCUGUGGCCUUUAUGAACUGGAACAGUGGAUCCUUGCAAAGCCCUUUUAGCGGGUUACAUUUUUGAUGUAGAGACAGAGCAUUUUAAUUAUAGUUCCUCAGAUGCUGUAAAGAGACUUCUUAAAAUGGACACACAGAAUCUACACCAGAUAUUUUAACUGUUUUAAAGUUACAAACAAGCUUUGCUUUUUGCAUUUAAAUAGAAUACUUUUAUACUGUAAGUGCUUCAGAUGUGUGGAGAUGUUAGUUUGCUCUUAUAAUAUUCACAGUACUGAAUGUGGAAGAAGAUUUUAAUACACAUCUUCAGUGUGCUGCUUUCCCUUAGAGAUAGUAUAGUUUGUAACUGAUGAUUUGCAACACCUUUUGGUCAUUUUGGAAAGCCUUUAAAGCUUCUAUUGUUUAUUUUUUUUUUUAAUACGAUCUUCCAGUGGCAAAUCAUACCUGUCAUCUGAAGCCAAUGCCAUGGAAGCCAUUGUGUAUACAAAUACUGUAGUGUUUUCUUUCUUAGAUUCAUAGGAAGCAAAGCCAAAUGUAGAUCUGCACUUGUUUAUAAACUGAAAAUGUUACUUGAUAGGCUGCAAAAAGACCAUUCCAUCAUGAAAGUGUUGGGAUAGAAAUGACAUUCCAAAAUUUAAACUUUUAUAACUUUGUGGAUAAUCUUCCUGUUCUUUAUUAGCACAGGCUCCUUCUUGAAAUAGCUUUUUCUUAGAACGUUACAUUUGUAAUCAAAUUUGAGCAGUAGGAUUUUAGAUUAAAGAACAGCAACAUCAAAGCCAGGCGAAGUUUUCAUAUUUGCUGAGGAUCUAAGUGUUCCUGUUACCCCUGCAGAAUAUGGUUUUGAAAUCACCAAUUCAGUGGCAUUCAAGUUUUCCAUGCAAUAAAUCAUUUGAUCACAUCUGUAUCUUUUAUAUGCCGUAUGCCUGACCUGCCACUUGGAAGUGCUAAGGAGAUGACAAUUACAGUUCCUUAACCACUUAAUCUGUUUAUAAAUGUCAGUUUGCUAAGAAGUUAUUUACUGUGAAUUAGUGAUUAGGUGGUAUCAUUUGCCCAUGUUUAAUUGUAAGCGUGUGAAGUAGAAGCUACCAAAGAAAUACACGAGAUGUGCUCAAAGGAUGCAUUUCCCUUACCCACGUAAUCUGGUACAUUUGAAACAAUCUGUUUACAUGGCUAUUAAAAAUCUCAGGCCUCUAUGAUUAGAAACCUAGGAGAGGAUCUGAAACUGCCUGCUGAGGCCAUAACCAUUUCCCUCCCCCAGAAGACACUGUCGUUUACAGAGCUUGCUGAUAUGGAACAUACAGGGUACAACAGUCGCAGCAACAUAAGAUCAGAAAUACACUGAACCUCACAAUAUUUAAGACAUUAGUUUUAGUUCCUCAUUUGGGGGAGCCAUGAUGCUCUAAUGAAAUUUAAGACUGAAUACACUCAAAAGAUUUUGCAACGUAGAAAACGUAUUUGCAUUGAAACUAGUUCAGACAAUUGUGAACAUGCUAGUGGUUUAACACCUGUGGAGCACAUGCCUCUUUCUACAGAAAACUACUAAAGACUUAAAUUUACAGUAAAAUGGUCUUAAAGUGGAUACCAUUACUGAAUUAUAAUACCUGUAAGAGUAAACACAGAUUCUACUGAUGCUCAUUUUGGCAGACAGUCAUGGGGAAAACUUUCUAUGGAGCCUUUUGCAGGCAAAACAUUACACCUAAAUUUAAGUCAGUGCUCAAGCAAUACCAUUAAAGUAGCUAUAACUGCAUCUUUCUAAUAGCUGAAUUAUGAACUUUUAAAUAGACCAUACAUUAAGCGGGUGAAAAUAUAAGUCUUUAUCAUAUACUUCCUUUUAAGAAUGCAGCUUAAGGCUGCAGUUUCAUGGUUAUUUCACACAACUUAAUGCAAGGCCACUAUGUGCGUGCUGGGAAUCUUAAGCAUCCUUUUGUGAAUGUAUUGUUCAAUGAUGAAAAUCUUUAAAUUUGCAAGAAACAAAUUAGCAGGGCUGUAAUCUCAAGAGUGUGAUAUUGUAAUUGUCCCUCAGCGAUGGUGCUUUACUCUGUCCUCUACUCAUUUACAUUAAAGAUCCUGGAAAAGGAUUAACAUGCUCAGAAACACAUCUGAUGUUUUUAAUACCUUAAAAAAAAAAAAAAAAAAAAAAAAAGGAAAACAAAACCACACCACAGAAAGAAAACAAAACAAAAACCACCCCCAAAACCACACAACACUGUAAACUAUGUAAUUGUCUUCAGACUGUGUGCUGGUGGCAAGGCACGUUCCAGUUUCAUUCAUGUAUUGGGUCUUUUGCAUUAACCAUUGUUUGUAGGAGAAUUCUAACUUAAAAGCUUUUCAUACUGUAUGGGAUUUAUGCUCCUUUAUCCUACUGGUACAGACUCUCCUUGCAAGUUCUCCAAGUAGCUGGAAUUCACACUGUACCUAAAAUAUAGGAGCCCAAACAAUCCGGAGUUGCUAUGCACUAAAUUUUCUGAUGCCUUUAAAUACCUUGAUGCCUGUAGACAUAGAGAUGCUUUCCUAUUUAAAAAUUAAGUAAAAAAAAUACACCUUUGGAUACUAAAGCAGUUUUGUAUUUGCCUUGUAAAAGCUUCAGUACAAGGGUCUUAAUUUUAUUUUAGCUUGUGUGAUAAUGUAGGUAAAGACUGUUAAUCUUGUAUAAUUUUAGUGAUAUAAAAAGCACACAAUCUCUAUUGGACUAUGCAAAUUUAAUUAAACAAAAGAACCCGGCAACUGUUGAUAUUUUGUUGGCAUCCACUUCCUUGCCCUUAAGUCCUCUCUUCUCCCCAAGUACUUUUCCAAAACUUUUUAAUAAUGUAGAUUAUCCUGAAGGAAAGCCUUAAUGAUGAGGUAGCUUUUCUAUAAGGAGGGUCAAAGAUCAAUGCUAAAAACAAAUUUAAGAAGUAGUAUAUUCAUCUGGUGGGGGAGGGGGGGUAAUUUCUGAAAUUACCAUAAACUAGCAAUCUGAAUUUCUGUAGUAAAACUUUCAUGUUAUCAGGGGAACUGCCGUCCUUUUUAAACCAAAGAAUGAAAAUAACAUGAAGUUUUGUUCUGAUACAAACAAAGCUUUGAAACUCUAUUUUUGAUACUCAUAAUGGAUGUCAUUCCUUGAGGUUCGGAAAUUGUUCAAAUUGAAGUUUUAUAUUUAAAAAUGUGGGACAAUAAAGAUUAAGUUCUAGAUGUUUACAGAGCCUUGUAUUGUAAUUUCAUGUACAUUUUGUAUUUUAAACAUUUUUGUAAGUUAUGAUUGCAGUGCUACUUGCAGAAAUAAAGGGAAAAAACUUGCAUUUAGGCUCUUAAAUCAUAGUGUUCGAAUAAAUAAAAAGAAU